UCAUUUUAAUGAUCAAUCACAAAACUUCAAUCUUUGUCAAGCUCUUCAAAUUGUAAAUGAAACUCAUUUUUAUUUUAGUACGGUUCAUAGUUUCAAACGAUCAAAAUGACUUUAACGCUUCUUGUGAUUUCGACUUAUGUCUGUCUAGCUUCAGGUCAAGGUGUGUUUUAUGGCGGUAUACCUCCAGGUAGCAGCUAUGGGCCUAUGGGGCGAGGGUUUUUUCCUCCUAGGUAUGAAAGACCAUUCACCCCCGCACCCUUUCGAGGUUCAUUUUCCGAUGGAUCUUUCGGUAGAUCGUUUACACCGUCAGUGGGUACCAGUGGCCCAUUUACACCUCGAGAGCGAUCGUUUAUGCCAAACGAAAGAGGCUUUUCAGGAAUGACCAGAUCUGACACGUCUGUUUCUCCUAGAAGAGCCCCAUUUUCGUCGUUUGGAGGUUCUCUUACUUCAAUGAGUGGUCCUGUGACGUCAACGGAAAUGUCUGUUGCCUCAAGGAGAGGACCUGUGGUUUCUAGACGAGGCCGAAUGAGUUAUAGGAGAGAACCUUUCACACCAAGGAAAGACUAUGGGACCUCUAGAAGAGGCUACGUGACCUCUAGAAGAGGAACUGCGAGCUUUUCUGCGAGCCCUUUUGCAUCAACAGGUGGUAAAUUUGCGCCACGUUCUUUUCGAAGUACAGGUAUAAUGUCUAGAUCACCCGCUUACUCUCCUACCUCGUCUGCACCUUCGUCUUUGCGAGACUAUUCUAUAUAUGGAAGACGAUUCCCCUCCAGCUCUUUGCCGGCAUCAUCUCAAGUUACAUCAUUUCGAGGAAUGGGCUCAUUUGGAAUGAGAUAUACGCCAGACAGUGACAUUUAUUCAGAUCGUUUAGAUAAUUAUUCAGAUCGUAUAGAAGAUCGUUAUGAUCGUUUCAGUGACAGAGUUGGAGACAGGCGGAAUAGGCGAAUUGAUCGCUUUGAAAACUACAAAGACCGUAUUGACAAUGUUGGUGACAGAAUUAAAGAUAGAUGGGAUCGAGUUAGUGAUAGGAUUGAAGACCGAGUUGAUACAGUUAGUGAUGCCUUUGAUAAUAGAUCUGAUCGCAGAGAAAACAUCAUGGAUAAUGUAAAAGACAGAGUAGAAAACAUAUUUGAUCGCAGAGAAAACAUCAUAGAUAAUAUAAAAGACAGAGUAGAAAACAUAUUUGAUCGCAGAGAAAACAUCAUAGAUAAUGUAAAAGACAGAGUAGAAAACAGAUUUGAUGGUUUAAAGGAUAGACUUGAUAAAGUAAACGAUCGUAUUGACGAUAGAUAUAGCGAUAGAUUUGACAAUAUCGCUGACCGUUUUGACAAUCGAAUUGAUAACAUCAAGGAUAGAGUAGAGAACAGAUUUGAUCGGAUAAGUGACCGAGCUGACAAUGUAGAGGAUCGAUUUGAUAAUGCAUUUGAUCGAAGAGAAGACCGUUUUGAUUCAUUUAGUGACGGAAUGAAAGACAGAUACUAUCCUCGCAGGUUCGGCUCAUCCAGCUUCUUUCGUUUUAGAAGAUAAGUAAUUCAUUUAAGGACUUCUCAAAAUUAUGUAAAUAGUGUAAAGCUGGUGGAUGUUAUUCAUUCAAAUACACUGUGAAAAUAAACAUAAACGAAAGGUCAAUUACAGUGAGUUAAAUUAUAGUUUUGAAAGCAAACUUUACAGGAGUGCGUGGGUUUUCACCUGUUAAUUUAAAUAAAAAUUCAGAUGUAAAAACGUGAGAUAAAGCGAUAUGACAAAAGAUUCCAAAGUCCGAAGGCGCAAAAGGAGAACGGAAGUUGUAACAAGAAUAAAUGAAUCAAAUAAUUAUUCAACGAGGAAUAGUUUAGGUUAUUUUCAUUAAUAUUGACACACCCAGAAGGUAUCCAAUGCAUGUUAAUCGUUACUUAUUAGUGUAAGUUAAAUUGGUAAAUAAAUGUAGAUCUAUUUGA
Mercenaria mercenaria is the source of this 1937-nucleotide messenger RNA. RefSeq lists its product as uncharacterized. NCBI's taxonomy places the organism in Eukaryota, Metazoa, Mollusca, Bivalvia, Venerida, Veneridae. The record is from RefSeq and is a predicted model, not a curated record. The coding region runs from base 106 to 1527 and encodes 473 amino acids. The transcript is spliced from 2 exons.